This is a messenger RNA of [Candida] anglica, 1710 nucleotides long. Lineage: Eukaryota; Fungi; Ascomycota; Pichiomycetes; Serinales; Debaryomycetaceae. The record is from the annotation of a GenBank genome assembly.
AUGCCACCAAAAAGAGCAGAUGUCUGUAAAAAUUGUGGACAUUCAGGAACAUUUUCCAUUAAUAGAUACACUGGAGCUGGGGAUAUAUCAUGUUCAAGAUGUGGUGCAGUUCAUGAUGAAAAUCCGAUUGUUAGUGAAGUUCAAUUCGGAGAAUCAUCUUCAGGUGCUGCAAUGGUUCAAGGUGCUAUGGUUGGACAAGGUGAAGCUAGAGCACCUCUGCUGGGGAAUCGUCUUCAAACCUUAGAAAGUAGAGAACAAACUCUUAAAAAUGCAAGAGGUAAAAUAAAGAAAAUUUCAGUUGCCUUAAGAAUUCCUGAUCAUAUUACUGAAGCCGCAAAUGAAUGGUUUAGACUUGCAUUAAUCAAUAACUUUGUCCAAGGUAGACGCUCUCAAAACGUUUUGGCCGCUUGUUUAUACGUUGCCUGUAGAAAGGAAAGAACUCAUCAUAUGUUAAUUGAUUUCAGUUCACUUUUACAAAUUUCGGUAUAUUCCUUGGGUGCAACUUUUCUUAAAAUGGUGAAAGAAUUACAUGUCACUAAACUUCCACUUGCUGAUCCUUCAAUUUUCAUUCAACAUUUUGCAGAAAAAUUAGAAUUUGGUAAUAUGGUUACAAAAGUAGCUAAGGAUGCACUGAAAUUAGCUCAAAGAAUGUCGAAUGAUUGGAUUCAUGAAGGGAGAAGACCAGCAGGGAUCGCUGGUGCAUGUAUAUUACUUGCAGCCAGAAUGAAUAAUUUUAGAAGAAGUCAUGCAGAAAUUGUUGAAGUUGCACAUGUGGCAGAAGAAACUUUACAAAAAAGAUUAAAUGAAUUUAAGAGUACUAAUUCAGGAAAUUUAACUGUUAAACAAAUUAGAGAUGGUGAAAAGGUAGAAGCUAUUAAACCACCUUCAUUUACUAAAAAUCGUGAAUUAGAAUUGAAAUUGAAAAAAAGAAUUGAAAAUAAUGAAGGAGAUUUAACUAAUUUUAAUAAUAGAUUCACAGAAAGAGAAUUAGACGAUAAAGAAUUUAAAUCGAAAAAUGAUAUGAAACCUAAGGAGUCUAAACUUAAAGAUGAUUUAAUGAGAAAUAUCUUAAAGGGAUGUGAUAUAUCUGAAAAGGAAAUUCAAGAUUAUUGUACAAAGGCAUUGAAAAGACAAGCUGAUCAUUUAAAGAAAUCUUUAUAUCAAAAUCCAUCUGAAAAGACUGAUGCUGAAAUAGAAGAGGCAAGAAUAAUAGAGUUGAAUAGACCAAGAAAUCUUGUGAAGUAUUUACCAAAGACUUCAGAUAUGCUUGCUAAAGUUGCAUCUGAUAAAGAUAAUUUUGAUGAUAUUAAUGAUGAUGAAAUGGAUGAAUUUGUUUUAAAUCCAGAAGAAGUUGAACUAAAGGAAAGAUUAUGGACUGGGUUGAAUCAAGAUUUCUUAAUUGCACAAGAAAAGAAGAGAUUGAAAGAAGAAGCUGAUAUGGUUACUGGUAAUACUUCAGGUGCAACCAAGAAAAGACGUCGGAAAACUGAACCUUUGGAUGGAUUCCCAGCUGAUGGAGAUCUUGCUAACCAAAUCGGAAUGAAGAAUGCUCUUCAUGAAGUUGGUGUUGAUGAAUCAGGUGAACCUCUUACUGCUGCCGAUAGUGCUACAAGAAUGCUUGCCAAGACUAAAUUUUCAAAGAAGAUCAAUUACCUGGUUGUUGAUAAUUUGUUUUCAUCUGGAGAUCGUGGUGGGGAUAAUAAAGUGUAA